This is a messenger RNA of Aspergillus ibericus CBS 121593, 1695 nucleotides long. Its product is annotated as E1 ubiquitin-activating protein AOS1. Bases 329 to 1498 code for a protein of 389 amino acids. The record is from RefSeq and is a predicted model, not a curated record. Gene Ontology annotation, cellular component: cytoplasm; SUMO activating enzyme complex. Lineage: Eukaryota; Fungi; Ascomycota; Eurotiomycetes; Eurotiales; Aspergillaceae. Gene Ontology annotation, molecular function: SUMO activating enzyme activity. Gene Ontology annotation, biological process: protein sumoylation. The transcript is spliced from 4 exons.
CUUGCUCGAAUCUGGGCUCGUUGACCUCUCUACAGGCCUUGUUGCUGACAGUCAUCUGCAUGCCGCUUACACGUCACCUGGCAGAUUCACUCCCAUUCCGCUUUUCUCGAUCCGACGCCUUGCGUCCCAUACUUCCUUCCCCUCACUCCAUUGACAUAGAAAGCCUACCGAUUCCUGAUGCUCCGGGGAAUUCUGCAAUUCCUUGACACUGCCACCUUCUGAAGUGCCCAACAAUUACCGGUACCACUCACUGCUCUUCACAAGUGAAGUCCACUGAAUCCGCGCCCUCCACCGCGAGCUCCGCAAGUCGCAUACCACGAGAAUCGCAAUGGAGUCGCAGGCAGAUCCAGCCCAGUCAAUCAGCGCGGAUGAGAUCGCUUUGUACGAUCGUCAAAUCCGCCUCUGGGGAGUCAAGGCACAAGAAAAACUACGAUCCGCUAAUAUACUUCUUAUCACGUUCAAAGCGCUGGCAAACGAGGUUGCGAAGAAUCUAGUGUUGGCAGGCAUUGGUUCCUUGACGAUCAUUGAUCAUGAGCUUGUCACAGAGGAGGACUUGGGAGCGCAAUUCUUCAUCAAUCAGGAACACCUGGGCCAGAAUCGGGCACAAGCGGCAGCACCCUCUGUUCGCGCCAUGAACCCUCGGGUCCAGCUUCACAUUGACACCGAAGACGUCCAUCUAAAACAGCCGGACUUCUUUGCUCAAUUCGACAUUACCAUCGCAACAGAGCUCGACUUCGCUACAUACACAACGAUCAAUGCGGCGUGUCGCAUUGCCAACCGCCCCUUCUAUGCUGCCGGAUUGCACGGGUUCUAUGGAUUCGUCUUCGCCGAUCUGAUCUCGCACGAUUUCGUCAUCGAGCGUUCCAAGUCAAACGUCCCGUCCCCCACGCAGGAAACCCCCACUCGCAGCAUCCUACAUAUCACCACCAAGAAGGACAACGAGAAAGUUAUCGAAAUGGUGACCAAGCGGGAGGUAUAUUCCCCACUAAUCCUCGCCAACACCUCACCCCUCCCCGAGGACUUCACCCGGAUCGCACGGAAACGCAAACAAGUGACACCUCUCCUCACCUGCCUCCGUGCCCUAUGGGAGUACCAAAAGUCAUCCGGCGGUGCCCUACCAACCUUCUCCCACCAAGACCUGGAAGUCUUCACGAAACACGCCCGUGACUGUCACCAGGAACUAAAACUCGACAUCACCACCCUGGACGCAGGGUUCCUGCGCACCUUCCUCCAGAACCUGGGCAGUGAGCUCAGCCCCGUGGCCGCAUUCGUAGGCGGCAGCCUCGCCCAGGACGUAAUCAACGUGUUAAGCGCAAGAGAGCAACCCCUCCAGAACAUGCUCCUCUUCGAUGGCGAAAGAUCUGCCGCUCCCAUCUACCCCUUACAUCCAUUCUUCCCUCCCGAAGUCGAGAACGUCCUCCCGACCGUGCUUCCAGUCUCCAAUCCGAUCUCAUUGGACGGCGAGCCAGCCAUGGCACCCUCCCUGCCCGCCCAGUAAGCGACAGCCUGGGUAGUAUUCCCAUGAUGGCAUUGGCGCUCUUUCUUUGCAUAUGGGUCUCCCUCCAAUUGGUGGGGUGGGAUCCGCUCACGACGUGUACGAUAGAUCUGAUAAAACGAUUUCCGGGGAAAUAUUUACACCCAUUUGGAGCAUUUUACUUUACUUAUACUUUGUCUCUCUAAUGGUCCUACAUCGUG